Erinaceus europaeus (western European hedgehog) is the source of this 3904-nucleotide messenger RNA. RefSeq names its product PNMA family member 6E (gene PNMA6E). NCBI's taxonomy places the organism in Eukaryota, Metazoa, Chordata, Mammalia, Eulipotyphla, Erinaceidae. The record is from RefSeq and is a predicted model, not a curated record. Bases 89 to 3904 code for a protein of 1271 amino acids. The transcript has 2 exons.
GGCGACGCUGACCGUUGGCUGAGGUGGUUUUUCCAGGUUCUUUUGAGAGGAAUUUCGGAGGAGUUGGUAGAGUCGACAAAGUCAAGGUAUGCAGCAGCCUGAGGAAAUGGACCCAGCACAGAUGAUGCUGCAGGACUGGUGUGGGUGGCUGGGCGCCAAUGCACAGCGCUCCCUGCUUAUCCUGGGCAUCCCUGAAGACUGCAGUGACCAGGACUUCCGGGAGGCCAUGCAGGCUGCCCUCCAGCCACUGGGUAGCUACCGAGAGCUGGUCAAGGUCUGUCGGAAGGAGCUUGGCUCCAAGGUUGCCUUGGUCGAGUUCACUGAGUAUUUAAACCGAAGUUUGAUCCCCCGCCAGAUAAUGGGUAAGGGGGGACCCUGGUCUGUGGUCUUCCUGCCCCAGGCUCCUGAAUCUGAGCCAGAGGAUAGAACCUACUUGUCUGCAUGUCCCCAGAGGCAAACAGGGCCUGGAGGCUCAGGUGAGGGCGGAGCCAAAGGCAAGGAGGGAUCAGAAGGUGAGGCAGAGGCUGCCAUUGUGGAAGGAGCCAGGGCUGAGGCAGAGGCGGAAGGUGGAGCAGGAUCUGUAGGUGGGAAAGGAGCUGAUGGGCUGAUAGACACUGCAGGAGAGGCAGGAGCUGAGGCCACAAUUGAAGGUGUUCUCGAGGCUGCAGAGAACCUAGAGGGGGCUGUGGGUGGAGAGGGAGCUGUAGGUGGAAUGUAUGCCAGAGGUGGAGUAGGAGCUGCAAGAAGGGCAGGAGCAGCAGGAGCUGUAGGCGAGGCAGGAGCUGCACGCGAGGCAGGAGCUGCAGGCGAAGCAGGAGCUGCACGCGGGGCAGGAGCUGCACGCGGGGCAGGAGCUGCACGCGGGGCAGGAGCUGCAGGCGGGGCAGGAGCUGCAGGCGGGGCUGGAGCUGCAGGCGAGGUAGGAGCUGCAGGCGAGGCAGGAGCUGCAGGCGAGGCAGGAGCUGCAGGCGAGGCAGGAGCUGCAGGCGAGGCAGAAGCAGAGGGUGCGGAGGCUGACCUGGAUGAAGAAGGCUAUGGAUGGGAGGACUACGACGAUGUGGCUGAGAUGGAAGCUGGAGAGGAAGCAGGAAUGUCGGAUGAGGAAGGUGCGGCAGGUGACACAGGUGUGGCAGGUGUGGCAGGCUCUGUAAAUGUGGCUGGGGCAGCAGGAGAGGCAGGCGUGCCAGGCCAGGUGAGGCUGUGGACCCAUCAGUGGAGGCAUGUUCUCCAGCCGGCGCAUGAGAGCAGGGCCUACCAGGAGCUCAGAACCUUCUCGGGGCGCGAGGAGCUGGAGCUACGUGGCGAGUCCUUCGAGAGCUGGCUACACCAUGCCAACGACAUGAUGUACCUGUGGCGCCAUGUGCCGGCAGGGGAGCGGCGGCGGCGCCUGGUGGAGAGCCUGGGUGGCCCUGCCCUGGACUUUCUGUGUGGCCUCCUGGCGGAGACCCCCGGCCUGACUGUGCAGGACUGCCUGGCUGAGUUGGUGCGGGUGUUCGGGGACAGAGAUGUGCAAGUGAGAGCACGCUUGCGCUUUGUGACCUGUGCACAGCGGCCACGCGAGUCACUCUUUGCCUACGUGAUGCGCCUAGAGGGCCUACUGCAAGUUGCCAUGGAGCGGGGUGCUAUCAACCCCUGCGUGGCCAACCAGGUACGCGCCCGCCAGGUGCUCAUGCAGGCCCGCCCCAACGAGUUGCUGCAGAGCCGGCUGCGCAGGAUGAGGCUGGAGCGGAGGCCUCCUGGCUUCCUGGGGAUGCUGCGGCUGGUGCGCGAGACGGAGGCCUGGGAGGCACCACCCAUGAACGAAGCCAUCUUUAUUAUUGCAGCCAGUGAGGAAGUUGUGCGAUCAGCAGCCGCCAAUGAGGAGGCAGCCCGUGCCAUCACAGCCAAUGAGGAAGAUGCCCUCUCUGCCUCAGCCGGUGAAGAAGCUGACCGUGCUGCCUCAGCCAGUGAGGAAGCUGCCCGUGCCACCAUAGCCAAGGAAGAAGCUGCCCACUCUGCCGCAGCCAGUGACGAAGCUGCCCAUGCCACUGCAGCCAGUGACGAAGCUGCCCAUGCCACUGCAGCCACUGACGAAGCUGCCCAUGACAAAGCUGCCCGUGCUGCCGCAGCCAGUGACGAAGCUGCCCGUGCCAUCGCAGCCAGUGACGAAGCUGCCUGUGCCGCCGCAGCCAGUGACGAAGUUGCCCGUGCCAUCGCAGCCGCUGCCCGUGCCAUCGCAGCCAGUGACGAAGCUGCCCGUGCCGCUGCAGCCAGUGACGAAUCUGCCCAUGCCAUCGCAGCUGCUGCCCGUGCCAUCGCAGCCAGUGAUGAAGCUGCCUGUGCCGCCGCAGCCAGUGACGAAGUUGCCCGUGCCAUCGCAGCCGCUGCCCGUGCCGCUGCAGCCAGUGACGAAUCUGCCCAUGCCAUCGCAGCUGCUGCCCGUGCCAUCGCAGCCAGUGACGAAGCUGCCCGUGCCGCCGCAGCCAGCGACGAAGCUGCCUGUGCUGCUGCAGCCAGUGACGAAGCUGCCUGUGCCGCUGCAGCCAGUGACGAAGCUGCCCGUGCCAUUGCAGCCGCUGUCCGUGCCAUCUCAGCCAGUGACGAAGCUGCCCGUGCCAUCUCAGCCAGUGACGCAGCUGCCCAUGCCGCCGCAGCCAGUGACGAAGCUGCCCGUGCCAUCGCAGCCAGUGACGAAGCUGCCCGUGCCAUCGCAGCCAGUGACGAAGCUGCCCGUGCCAUCGCAGCCAGUGACGAAGCUGCCUGUGCCAUCGCAGCCAGUGACGAAGCUGCCUGUGCCGCUGCAGCCAGUGAUAAAGCUGCCCGUGCCAUUGCAGCCGCUGUCCGUGCCAUCACAGCCAGUGACGAAGCUGCCUGUGCCAUCGCAGCCAGUGACGAAGCUGUCUGUGCCGCCGCAGCCAGUGACGAAGCUGCCUGUGCCGCUGCAGCCAGUGACGAAGCUGCCCGUGCCAUCGCAGCCGCUGCCCGUGCCAUCGCAGCCAGUGACGAAGCUGCCCGUGCCAUCGCAGCCAGUGACGAAGCUGCCCGUGCCAUCGCAGCCAGUGACGAAGCUGCCUGUGCCGCUGCAGCCAGUGAUGAAGCUGCCCGUGCCAUUGCAGCCGCUGUCCAUGCCAUCGCAGCCAGUGACGAAGCUGCCCGUGCCAUCGCAGCCAGUGACGAAGCUGUCUGUGCCGCCGCAGCCAGUGACGAAGCUGCCUGUGCCGCUGCAGCCAGUGACGAAGCUGCCCGUGCCAUCGCAGCCGCUGCCCAUGCCAUCGCAGCCAGUGACGAAGCUGCCCGUGCCACUGAAGCCAGUGACGAAGCUGCCCGUGCCGCUGCAGCCAGUGACGAAGCUGCCCAUGCCACCAUAGCCAGUGACGAAGCUGCCUGUGCCACCGCAGCCAGUGACGAAGCUGCCUGUGCCACCAUAGCCAGUGAAGAAGCUGCCCGUGCCACCAUAGGCAAGGAGGAAGCUGCCCGCUCUGCUGCAGCCAGUGACGAAGCUGCCCGUGCCACCGCAGCCAGUGAUGAAGCUGCCUGUGCCACCAUAGGCAAGGAGGAAGCUGCCCGCUCUGCCGCAGCCAAUGACGAAGCUGCCUGUGCAACCGCCUCCAGUGAAAAAGCCAAGGAGAUAGUGCUUGGCACUGUAGAAGCUAGUGAGGCUUCUCUUAGAGCCCAUGAUGCUCCUGCCUCAGAGGAGAACAUAGAUAUAUCCUCUGACACCCUGGGAGACAGCAGUGCUCCUGCCCCUGUAGGUCCAGGGCAGGCACCAUCCUUAGCGGCCCCUGAGAACCCCAGUCAGGGCCACGUGGGCAGUGUUUCCAGAGAAGGAGAGCAGGAGGCCGAGGUCGGGCUCAAGGACCUCGAGGGGGUGGUGGGAUGCCAGGCUGGGGCCGCCAGGCACCCCACGUCUGCUUCCCACAAGUAG